Tachysurus vachellii is the source of this 840-nucleotide messenger RNA. RefSeq names its product ADP ribosylation factor like GTPase 3b (gene arl3b). Gene Ontology annotation, biological process: cilium assembly. Gene Ontology annotation, molecular function: GTP binding; GTPase activity. The record is from RefSeq and is a predicted model, not a curated record. The transcript has 6 exons. The coding region runs from base 151 to 699 and encodes 182 amino acids. NCBI's taxonomy places the organism in Eukaryota, Metazoa, Chordata, Actinopteri, Siluriformes, Bagridae. Gene Ontology annotation, cellular component: cytoplasm; microtubule cytoskeleton.
GCUUAGCUAUAUGGCCGUGUUAUGAUGGGAUACGAAUCUACUUCCGCGUUGUGCUAACGAAGCAACGCCUAUUUCUAUGUUUGUCUUACGUACUACGUCACUGGCUGUCCUUAGUAACACGGAGGCGUCUCGAGGAGGCACAAUCGCAACAUGGGUUUGUUAUCAAUCUUGCGAAAGCUGAAAAGUACCCCUGACCAAGAGGUCCGCAUUUUGCUUCUUGGGUUGGACAACGGUGGCAAGACCACUCUGCUCAAACAGCUGGCUUCUGAGGAUAUCAGCCACAUAACACCAACACAGGGUUUCAAUAUCAAAAGUGUGCAGUCACAGGGUUUCAAAUUAAAUGUUUGGGACAUUGGUGGGCAGCGCAAAAUCAGGCCCUACUGGAGGAACUAUUUUGAAAAUACAGAUCUUCUGAUUUAUGUUAUAGACAGUGCAGAUCGCAAACGAUUCGAAGAAACAGGACAGGAGUUGGCUGAGUUAUUAGAUGAGGAGAAGCUCAGUGGGGUUCCUGUUCUCAUCUUUGCUAAUAAGCAAGACCUGCUCACUGCAGCCCCUGCAUCUGAAAUCGCUGAGGGACUGAACCUGCACACCAUUCGGGACAGAGUAUGGCAAAUCCAGCCCUGUUCAGCCCUCACUGGAGAGGGCAUACAGGAUGGCAUGAACUGGGUCUGUAAAAGUGUGAAUGCAAAAAGGAAGUAGACCGGCAUUCUCCCUGCUCAGUUGCUUCAGCAAAAGCAGUGUGUACUUCUGUAUGUAUAAACAUGUCAUUUAUGUACAGCUUUAAAAAAUGAAAAGAUCUGGUUUAUUAAGACAUCUAUCUAAAUAAAUACAUUUUAUAUA